Molecule: messenger RNA, 3348 nt
Organism: Sycon ciliatum
Lineage: Eukaryota; Metazoa; Porifera; Calcarea; Leucosolenida; Sycettidae
Exons: 4
Coding region: 1-3348 (1115 amino acids)
Biological process (GO): DNA integration
Molecular function (GO): RNA-DNA hybrid ribonuclease activity; nucleic acid binding
Source: RefSeq, a predicted model, not a curated record
AUGUCGCUGGCUGGCCAAGAGCUGACGAUACCUGCGUGUCUAGAGCGUGUGCGUGCGCUCAGAGCCAGUGAGACCGGCCGAUGCUCGCCUGGGCAUGUCCAGCGUAACUGCCCAGAGUUCAAGAAGAAGCAGAAGCCCCGUUUCAGUGGACCAGUAGUGUGCCACUUUUGUGAUCAGCCUGGUCAUGCAAAGCCAGCGUGCCCUGAGAGAAGGAAGUGGCGAGAAGCCAAGGCAGCAGAACGUGUGGCGGCUGCUGGUACGUCGCAUAGUAGCAGUGACAAGUGCCUGUGUGCGGUGUCCACUGAAGCUGCCCCCUUGCCGAGGAUCUAUGUGGACGUGGAGUCGGCCAAGCCGGAUGACUGGUGCCGUGGAGAGGCCAUGCUGGACACCGGGUCGGCUCGCACGCUAGUGUCGUCUGGCUUUAUACGUGCGGCUAAGAUGUGCAGCCAAGUGUCGGCGGUAAAGCAGGAGAAGCUCCUCGCCCUGGAUGGCGAAGCCCUGCUGAUUUCGGGAUCAAUUUCAUUAACGAUUCGUCGCCUGGAUGGACCCGUAAAUUUGCCGCCUACCCGUGUUGUUGCGUUUGUAGUUCCUGAGCUGUCGGUUAUAAAUGCUGACCUGUUGCUGGGAUCUGACCUUGUCCGUGCCAUCGGUGGCGUCAGGUUGCAGUACUCUGAGUCAGGUGAUCUGCGGUCCGUGUUGUUUGGUUCGUCAACCGCCAGUGACCCUGAGCCUGUGUCGUCUGUCGUUAGUGAUGCUCUGCAGUCGCCGGAUCAGCACCCGUCUCGGCAUAUAAAGUGGCUAGCAGCUGAGCAGUGUUGGCAGGCAGCAUGGAGGUGGAAGGACGACAAGCCACCUACCGGACGCAUCGGCAGCGGCAUUGGGGAGUACCCCCGGAAACUUAGCGAUGAUCAGGAGAAGCUGUUCCAGCAUGAAGUGGACUCCUGGAUCGGUAACGGAUGGCUCAUCGAGCAUGAUGAAGAGGUACACGGAGCUCCUGCUGCCAUUCUGCCAUGGCUUGCGGUCAGCCAGGAGCACAAGCCUACUACACCUGUUAGGCCUUGCCUCGACUACCGUGCGCUGAACCGUGCCCUCGUGUCUCAGCCCGGUAUGGAUGCCUCUGUGUGUGGCGAGAAGUUGCGUGAGUGGCGUACGCACUAUGCCAAUGAGUAUGGGAUGUUGGAUAUUCGAAAGGCCUAUCUGCAAGUCCGUAUGUCACCUGAGUUGCUACGGUAUCAGUGCGUGAAAUGGAGGGGAAAGCUGUACGUGAUGACCCGCAUGGCUUUCGGGUUAAGCGUUGCACCGAAGUUCAUGGACGUGAUAGUCAAGUGGUGCACACGAGAUCAUGAUGGUGUUGACAAUUACGUUGACGAUCUGUACGUCCCGAAACCGCAGACAAAGGCUGUUGCGGAUACCCUCGAGCGCUAUGGCCUGCGCACGAAGCCAGCUGAGCCCGCCAAUUCCGCCCGAGUACUUGGACUUCAGCUGUUUACGGGCCAAGAUGGUCAAACCCGUUGGAAGCGUCGAGACGGAGUGAGUCUCGAGUGUGGCAAGCUGACCAAGCGUGGUGUAUUCUCGUGGUGCGGCCGACUGGUAUCGCACUAUCCCGUGUGCUCGUGGCUACGACCUGCCUGCAGCUUUCUGAAGCGCCUAGCAUGUCGUGACGGUGGUGGUUGGGAUGAUAACGUCCCCAAUGAUGUGGUAACCUGUUGUGCCGAACUAGCAAGUCGCGUCCAAGAUGAGGAUCCGGCCACAGGCGUGUGGAAUGCGUCAGUGAACGAGCAGCAGCUCACCGUGUGGUGCGAUGCGUCUGAUGUCGCAUAUGGCAUUGUUGCCGAAGUUGGUGGUGAAGUCAUGGAGGACAAGUCUUGGCUUCGCGAUGCCGACGAGAAGAAACAUAUCAACAUUGCAGAAUUGGAAGCAGUGAUCCGUGGGUUGUCGACGGCAGUCGAAUGGAAUGCCAGCAACAUCCGUCUUGUCACUGAUUCCAAGACCGUGUACGGCUGGGUGAAGUCGUGCCUGAACAAUGAGCGGCGUGUCAAGGUGUCCGGUCUGAGCGAAGUGUUGGCUCGCCGACGACUAAACAUCAUCGACGACAUUGUCGCGACCGCGAAGCUGUCCGUCACCAUUGAGUGGGUACCGUCCCAGCAGAACAAGGCUGACAAGCUGACGCGUGUCCCAGAUUUGUUCAUCCGCUGCUGGAAGAAAUCAGCCAAGCCAGAUGUAGUUGCUGCCGUCUCUGCACCCCCGAAGAUUGUGAGUGCUAUUGUGUUGCAGGACAUUCUUGAUGCGCAGAAGUCUGAUCCUGUUGUUGUUAGUGUGAUUGAGUCUGUGCGUCAUGGUCGUGAGAUUUCCGACCCGGUAUUUAAGAAAUUGAAGUCUCAGUUGUCUGUAUCUGAUGAUGGUUACUUGUAUCGUAGUGUGAAGGUACCGCCGAAUGAUGUGCGUGUUGUACCAGUUGUGUCUCAGUCAUUGCAGCAGCGAGUGGUGUGUCGUGCCCAUGCUUGGGUCGAGGUUGUCCCAUUGGUUCGCCAUGAUGGUCCGUCUCUAGCAGCUGCGUUUGUGGAUGUAUGUUCCCGCUGGGGUGCCCCAGCAGUUGUACGUUGUGACAAUGGAACAGAAUUUGUCAAUCAGGUAGUUACGUCUUUGUAUGAUGCAUUUGGUGUAGAGGUGCGACAUGGCGCAGUGCGUCAUCUGCAAAGUCAAGGUGGUGUAGAGCGUUUUAACCGGACUUUGCUGACUUUAAUUCGCAAGAUUGUGCACGAAUCAGACGAUUGGGUGUCUGCUUUGAAUGUAUCAUUGUACUAUUAUCGUAUUCGUCCCCACUCUGCGCUCGGUGUUUCCCCAAGUGAAGCUAUGUGUGGCUGGGUCCCUCAUGGCUUGAUUGUGGACGAUGAGCGUUGUGACAUGUCCCCCAGUGCAUGGGUUGAUAGCUUGUGUAGUAAAGCGGCUGUUGUGCGAGACUACGUGGAAAGUGAGUUGUCCUCUGCUGAUUUUGUUCAGCCUGUUGGGUGUGUGAACCCCUACAGUGUUGGUUCCACGGUGAUGUUGCGGCAGGGAGAUCGCCGCCAGAAGCGAACAGCGCCGUACGAGUCCGGAUGGACAGUUGAUAGUGUUGUUUCUCCAUCAACUGUUGUAAUUGUUCGAGACACUAAUGGUCGACAUUGGGUGAAGACUGUCAAUAUUGAUCUAAUUAAGCCGUCAAGUGUGAGUGUGCCUGAGUAUGAUGAUGCAUGUGCUUCAAGUACUAGUGAUUCUGAUUCUGAUGUGCCAGCCCAACCACUUCAAGUUGGUGGUCAUCGUCUUCGCAACCGUGCUGGUCUCGUUCCUCCUAUUCGUUACCGUAGUUAA